UACAUGACCGCGACCUUUUUCGGUGGUCAAGGAAACCAGCUGUUUGUGUACGCGUCCCUGUUGGGCAUAGCCAAGGCGCACAACAGGACAGCUUUUAUACGGAGGGGAACCAUUCUCGAGAGAGUUUUCGAGAUCACUCACGUCAACAACAACAUCAGUACAAACGGGUGGGUACCGGGUGCUCGCUUAACAUCAAACAGCGACCGCAGUUUCCGUAGCACACAUGGUCACGUUGUCCAGCCUCGCAGAACAUUGGGCCAGUGUAUCGUUAAAAAUCGGACUUGUUAAAUUUACGUCCAUUUAUUGUUUGCCUGCAACAUAAUUCUUUAAAUUUUAAUUUUUUUUAUUUUUAAGUGUGGGUGGAAUUGUCCGUAUCUUUUGUAAUUAUAAAAGGCAAAGAAUGACAAUGUUUAAGUUCGGUUACUUAUUCCCCACAGUACGGGCAAAAGUUACACAACCCUAGAUGGGAACAUUUUGUCGUUGAAACUGUAAAAUGUGUUUAAUGACAAGAUUAUAAAGUCAGUUUGUACUUCAAGUGACGGAAGUGGUUUGGUCAUUUGAAAUGUUACAAAAUUUUCUUUCAAAAAUUAUUUUGUUUUCAAUCGUUACAAAUUGCAAAUGAUUUAAGUAAAUUUUGGGACAAUAUGCAAUAACUUAAUUCAAUAAUUUAAUGCAAAAGUUUCAUGCAUUAAUUACUAGUGAUUUGAGACUUUUAUUAUAGCAAAUAAAAGUGAUUAAAAGGCAGUCUUUCUUGGAAUAAUGAGUGAUGUGUUAAUUUUAAAAAAAAAAAAAUAUCCGGGAAUAAAAGCCGUUAAUCUACGUUGUUAUUUUUUUUUUCUUUCUUUUUUUUCCAUUUUAGAUUCAUCACAGUGCGCGAGAAGAUGUUCGCGGCGUUUGAGACCAGACUGAUGAACGUCUCUAAAGAAAACAUCACAUUAGUUGGAUGUAUGCAGGUCUGGCGAUAUUUUACGAACAUCGAGGACGAAAUAAGGCGCGAGCUAACCUUUUUACCGCACUUGCGCAAACAGAUCAGUGGCACGCUGGGAAAAUUCAGAAACCAGUUCGAAGGUAACAUCAUCGUCGGCGUCCACGUCAGGCGCGGUGACUUCCUGUCCAGUGAAAACGUUAAAAAGGGAUACGGCGUUGCCAAUGCGUCGUAUUUCGUGAAGGCGUUUGCAAGAAUGAGGUCCAUGCUGAACGGCGCGAACGUCACAUUUAUUGUGGCAAGUGAUGACCUAACGUGGUGUCAUGCAAAUUUGAAUUCUCCAGACGUGCAAAUCUUGGCGCCCGGCUCAUCCAUGUGGCACUUUGGUGUUCUAGCCAACUGUGAUCACGUGAUAAUGUCGGGUGGAACCUACGGCUGGUGGGCGGCCUGGUUGGCGGAUGGAAUAACCAUUUAUUACCAGAAGUAUUUGGUUAAAGGAACAUGGCUCUUUAGGGGUGUGAAUUUACAAGAUUAUUAUCCAGCGAAAUGGGUUCCACUCGGUGAUUGAUCAACUUAAUUUAUUUUAUUCGAGAAAACGCUGACAUGGAUUUGGCCUUAUUUUUCUAAUAUUACAAUAUUAUCAAUUGUUUUAUUCACCAACAUGGAGUUUUCUUUUUUCAAUUGCAAGAGCA
Lymnaea stagnalis (great pond snail) is the source of this 1617-nucleotide messenger RNA. NCBI's taxonomy places the organism in Eukaryota, Metazoa, Mollusca, Gastropoda, Lymnaeidae. The record is from the annotation of a GenBank genome assembly.